AUGAGCUACUACGGCAGCUACUACGGAGGCCUGGGCUACGGCUACGGAGGCUUCGGAGGCCUGGGCUGUGGCUAUGGCUGUGGAUACGGCAGCUUCGGCAGGCUGGGCUGGGGCUCUGGCUACGGAGGCUAUGGCUAUCGGUCUGGAUUUGGGGGCUACGGCUAUGGCUGCUGCCGUCCUUCCUGCUAUGGAGGAUACGGAUUCUCCAGCUUCUACUGA
Perognathus longimembris pacificus (Pacific pocket mouse) is the source of this 219-nucleotide messenger RNA. RefSeq names its product keratin-associated protein 19-5-like. Lineage: Eukaryota; Metazoa; Chordata; Mammalia; Rodentia; Heteromyidae. The record is from RefSeq and is a predicted model, not a curated record. The transcript is spliced from 2 exons. The coding region runs from base 1 to 219 and encodes 72 amino acids.